AUGGCUGCAACACGAAGACUUCAAAAGGAACUAAACGAUAUCAGACAAUCAGGACUGAAAUCUUUUAGAGAUAUCCAAGUUGAUGAGUCGAAUAUUCUUACAUGGCAAGGGUUAAUUGUUCCUGACAAUCCCCCUUACAACAAAGGUGCAUUUCGUAUUGAAAUAAACUUUCCAGCUGAAUACCCAUUUAAACCCCCUAAGAUAAGUUUCAAAACAAGAAUUUAUCAUCCUAAUAUAGAUGAAAAAGGCCAAGUUUGCCUUCCCAUCAUUAGUGCAGAAAAUUGGAAACCAGCUACAAAGACUGAUCAAGUGAUUCAAGCUCUAGUAGCUCUUGUAAAUGAUCCUGAACCUGAACAUCCAUUGCGGGCUGAGCUAGCCGAAGAAUUCCUUAAAGAUAGGAAAAAGUUUACAAAAAAUGCUGAAGAAUUUACUAAGAAACAUAGUGAAAAGCGGCCUACUGAUUAA
This is a messenger RNA of Danaus chrysippus (African queen), 465 nucleotides long. The record is from the annotation of a GenBank genome assembly. NCBI's taxonomy places the organism in Eukaryota, Metazoa, Arthropoda, Insecta, Lepidoptera, Nymphalidae.